Messenger RNA from Leishmania mexicana MHOM/GT/2001/U1103, 1260 nucleotides. RefSeq lists its product as hypothetical. The transcript has a single exon. Gene Ontology annotation, cellular component: ribonucleoprotein complex; cytosol. NCBI's taxonomy places the organism in Eukaryota, Euglenozoa, Kinetoplastea, Trypanosomatida, Trypanosomatidae. Gene Ontology annotation, molecular function: mRNA binding. The record is from RefSeq and is a predicted model, not a curated record. The coding region runs from base 1 to 1260 and encodes 419 amino acids.
AUGUCCGAACUACAGAGCCUCGCCCCGGAGACGGCCUUCACCGUCGCAUCUACGUUCCUCGCGUACUACUACAGCGAGUUCGUGAAGCUGAACGAGCUGGCGCGCAUGUCCGACCUGUAUGACGAGCGGUCCUACAUGACGCUUGUGGACUUCCGCGACGAGGUGCCGGUGGUGGCGCACGGCCGCAACGCAGUGGCAAACCUGCUGGCGAAGCUUGACAGCACGCUCGGUCAGCGCAAAAUCGAGAUCAUUACUGUGGACACCGUGGCCCUGCCGCACAACUGCGUUCAGGUCAUAUGCCAGGGCGUGAUGUACCUGCGUGAGUACCGCCGUGUGUUCCUGCACGUCUUCAUGCUGGAGCCAACAGCGUACCGCACCAAGACGUAUCACAUCGCCUCCGACUACCUGCGCUUUGUAGACUCGGAGAAGGAGGUCAUCCCAGAGGGUGCCGUGGUUAUUGCAGCCGACCAAGUCGCCGCCUACCUCGAGGAGAGCCGCCGCCGUGUCGAGGAGGAGCAGCGCCGCCAGCUCCUGGAGUUCCAGCAGCGCAUCCGUCUGCAGCAGCAGCAGCUGCUGCAGCAGCAGCAGCAGAAGGCCGCCGCUAUGAACGUGCCUGCCCCCGCCUCCCGCCAGUCUCGCCCGGUUGUCUCGGCCUCGUGCGAACCAUCCGAUCCCCAAGAGCAGCAGCGCCCCGCCCGCCCACCGCGCGAUGGCGUCCGCCCCGCUCGCGGUGAGCGCAAGCCCCGUGAGCUGCGCGAAAACCGUGAGCCGCGCGAGAACCGCGAGCUGCGCGAGAACCGUGGCGAGCGCAAGCCUCGGGAGCCUCGUGGUGAGCACAAGCCGCGCGAGGGGGAAGAAAAGGUCGCUGCUGCGUCACCGUUUCGCCCGCCUGGUGAAGGAAAGAAAAGUGGCGAGCGCGGCAACCGGAAGCCUGCCGCCGCCGCGAACGCCGCGAAAGGCGCAGCAGAUACUGCUGCUGCUACCCCGGCCCCCGCCGCGGAGCGGAAGCCGCGCCGCGAGUCGAGCCCGACCGCUGCUAUUAUCAUACUUCGUGUGCCGAAGAAGAUCAAGCUGUCGGACAUCAAGGCGGAGCUGGUCAGCCAGGGUUUCUCCGAGCUGAAGGACCUCUUUUGGUGCGGCCGCGACAGCGCCCACGCAGUGGUGAAGUUCUCCGCAGUGGAAAAGGCGACAGAGGUCUUUGAGACGAAGCCCUUCAAGAUUCAAGGCGAGAGCCUGAACAUGGACUACUACCACGAGUAG